Molecule: messenger RNA, 2112 nt
Organism: Schizosaccharomyces japonicus yFS275
Lineage: Eukaryota; Fungi; Ascomycota; Schizosaccharomycetes; Schizosaccharomycetales; Schizosaccharomycetaceae
Product: MSP domain-containing protein
Exons: 4
Coding region: 138-1688 (516 amino acids)
Biological process (GO): plasma membrane organization; establishment or maintenance of cell polarity; negative regulation of 1-phosphatidyl-1D-myo-inositol 4,5-bisphosphate biosynthetic process
Cellular component (GO): endoplasmic reticulum membrane; cortical endoplasmic reticulum membrane; cortical endoplasmic reticulum
Molecular function (GO): phosphatidylserine binding; phosphatidylinositol binding; endoplasmic reticulum-plasma membrane adaptor activity
Source: RefSeq, a predicted model, not a curated record
CAGCCAGGCCGACUUCACCUUCACAAUUACCCAAACCUCGCCAGGUGAACCAGUUUUCGGUUUUGUUCGACAUCAAGCAGCAGCCUAACAGUAUUUGGGUGAUUUUUUUUUGAUUCACUGGCCUAGACUUAACGAAAAUGAGUGUUGAGUGCAACGGAGAACUCUACUUCUAUCCUCCUUUCACGACUAUGUCGAAGGAGACGAUGACGGUUCAUAAUCCCAAUGCCGAACCCGUCAUUUUCAAAGUGAAGACGACCGCUCCCAAGCAGUACUGUGUCCGUCCCAAUUCUGGUCGAAUUGAGGCUAAUUCUUCCUUAAAAAUACAAGUACUUCUUCAAGCCUUCAAGGAGGAGCCUCCUGUUGGUUUCAAGUGCCGUGACAAGUUCCUCAUUCAAAGCAUGCUUCUGGGAAACGAAGACACCCAAGGAGUCGAAAAUUACCACGAGUUUUGGGCCGCUAUGGAGAAGCGUCCUGGCGUCAAGAUUCACGACCGUAGAAUCCGUUGUGUGUUCUCCACAACCCCUUCGACCGCUGCGGGAGAAAACGCUCCUCAAGCUGUUUCUGACGCUACUACUUCCACGACCGCUGCCACUGCUACUCCUGCUGCUACGGCUCCAGCUCCGGUUCCCGCUCCAGCUCCUGCUCCUGCCCCAGUUCCUGCUCCAGUCGCUGCGGCCAACUCUUCGUCCCCAGCAGUGCCCACCAGCAUUCCCUCCGAGCCUAUUGAGGUUCCAUCGAAAAAGGAGGAGCCCGUUGUCAAGAAAGAGCAAGUGCCCGUGGCACCUGCAGCUGCCGAUGCCAUUGCUCCCAAGACCACUCUUAGCUCUUCUCACGUCUCCCAAGUGACCAAGGAGCUCGACGUUCCUUCUGCUGCUUCUACACAACCCAACGCCGCCGCUACCACGUCUGCUGCUCCCAGCAGCGGUCCCACCUUCGCCUCCACCGAUGCCAUUGCUCCUUCAGCCAUUGCCUCCACCGUUCCCGACCUCGUGCAAACGGUUGUGGACAUGGAUGAGCCUCAGGCUCAGGAAGAGGAGACUGUCGUCCCCAAGGCUGCUCCUGUGGAAGCCGAGCCCGAGCCCGAGCCCGAGGACAAGCGCGAGCUGCCCACUACUCCUUCUUUCGCUCCCGAAGAGGAGAAGACGAUCAAGGAGAGCGACGUUGCUUCCCAAGCUGAUGUCGCCAAGGGAACCUUGGAGACGAUUGAGGACAAAAUGACUUCGGCUGCGAAUGCCGUUCGCUCUGCCGUUCACGGAACCGCCCAAAAGGUAACUGAGUUGGGUGAAGCUAGCACGACUGCCGUUGCACAACCCGUCGAGGAGUUGGCCGAAAGCACAGGUGUUGCCGCCAGCGUCAACGUUCCCGAGCCUCAGACCGCGGAGGAGACUACUGCUACUACUAUUCCUAAUGCUUCCACCCUCGGUUCUACCGCUCGCGAGUCCGCCCAAGACGCAGCUCUGACUGCAAGAAGAGUGGCCUCGGAACCCGCCAAAGAAACACCUGUCCCUGCUGUUACCCAAACUCAAGCACAAGCUGCUGCUUCCGCCCCUCGCGAUACUCAAGAAAGACAAACGACUGCACAAUUGGCUGCCGGCAACUCCGAGAACACCGUUGCUGGUGGCAUAGAGCCCAAAAUGGUUGCUAUUCUUUGCUUUAUUUCGUUCAUGAUUGGUUAUCUAUUUUUCUAGUCAGCUUCUUAAUUGAACACGCUUGUCGUAUCGUUGCAAGCGGGAAAAGCGUGCGAGAACAGCACCCUCUAAGCUCCCUUCCUACACACCAUUCGAAGCCGGAAGCCUGUACUUUUUGGCGCUUCAGACGUUUUCUCAGCGGUUGCACACGAAAAGGGAAAAGACGAAUUCUUUCCCGUCAACUGCACGGUAACUGUUGCACCGCACUGCUCCAGGAUGUGCUACACUCGCUCUCUUAAAUGACACAUGUCCUGAAGGAUUCUAACCGUGCUUGUUUAUGAAAUUCACGUCGCGGUCUCUACACUCUUUGCGUAUUUUGAUGCGGCCGACUAAGACUAAGCUACUUGCCUAAUACUACUUAUCCAAUUCAAUUGCGGGGGGGACGGGGGACACGAGCGCCGGUGGGGUGUGCGGCGUAGGAGGG